Messenger RNA from Salvia miltiorrhiza (redroot sage), 1072 nucleotides. RefSeq lists its product as uncharacterized. NCBI's taxonomy places the organism in Eukaryota, Viridiplantae, Streptophyta, Magnoliopsida, Lamiales, Lamiaceae. The coding region runs from base 220 to 906 and encodes 228 amino acids. The transcript has 7 exons. The record is from RefSeq and is a predicted model, not a curated record.
AUCAUAAAAAGAAAGUUUUAUGACAAACUUUUGAUAAAAAUUUGGGCCUAUAAUUUUAAAAAGCCCAACUCAUCAAUUUAAUCUUUUUGGUCCAAAAAAAAAAACAGUGUAAACUACAGCUCUACUGCCUCUCUACAUCGGCUUUUCUCCAUUAUCGAUCAACAAAGGCUGUAUUUUUGGAGAUCUUUCUCUCUGCCUAGCGGAAUUUCAGAGGAAAGCAUGACAAUAUUUCACUUCUUCAACUGUGCGAUUCUCACUUUUGGCCCUCACGCCGUUUACUACUCCGCCACUCCCUUAUCCGAGUAUGAUACCAUUGGUACUUCGAUUAAAGCAGCUGUUGUAUACCUCGUUACUGCAUUGGUGAAGCUUGUAUGUCUUGCAACCUUUCUUAAGGUAUCUGAAAGCGACAGUUUCGACCCUUAUCAGGAAUUGUUGAAAGCUUUGAUUGGAUUCAUAGAUGUUGCUGGGCUUUACUUUGCCUUGACACAGUUAACUCAUAGGAAUAUUUCUCAAAAUCACAAAUUCCAAGCUGUUGGACUUGGUUGGGCUUUUGCUGACUCUGUCCUUCAUAGGCUGGCACCUCUUUGGGUGGGUGCCAGAGGAUUAGAAUUCACGUGGGAUUACAUUUUGCAGGGUCUUGAAGCAAAUGCUAAUUUGGUGCUGAGUAUAUCACUAGCUGCAUUAGGCUCUCUAAUGUGGCUCAGGAAAAACAAGCCCAAGACGUUGAUUCCUAUAAUAUAUGCUUGCGCAGGAAUAGUGGCGACAAUGCCAUCAAUUACAAGUUAUCUGAAACUGGGCUUGGGGUGGCACUUCCCAAAGGUGGUAGGUUUCGAGCUGUUCACUUCACUGGUGAUGGCUUUCAUUAGCUGGCAGUUGUUUGCUGCAUGCCAGAGACCAUCAAACUGAGGGUCUUGAUAUGAGUCUUGUAGGAAAUUAUUUGACUUGAUCAAUAUGAGGCUGCUGCUGUAGAAUUUGUUGUAAAACUCAACUUUUUUUGAGGCUGUUUGAGAAAUUCUAUACAUAGACAUGGUAGUUGAAUUUUGAAUGGUGAGAAGAGCGGAACUGUUCGUUU